This is a messenger RNA of Artibeus jamaicensis (Jamaican fruit-eating bat), 2836 nucleotides long. It is a transcript of the gene SHCBP1, whose product is annotated as SHC binding and spindle associated 1. The transcript is spliced from 13 exons. The coding region runs from base 23 to 2047 and encodes 674 amino acids. Lineage: Eukaryota; Metazoa; Chordata; Mammalia; Chiroptera; Phyllostomidae. Gene Ontology annotation, biological process: fibroblast growth factor receptor signaling pathway. The record is from RefSeq and is a predicted model, not a curated record.
GCGGUGCCCGCAGAAAUUUGAAAUGGCUGAGGGGUUGCUGACGGGUUUUGGUCUGGGGUCCGAGGCGAUGGGGCCGCAACCGGAGCGCACGGGCUGGGCGGCCGAGGAGGAGCCGGCGCCGCUGGAGAAAGCCUUGUUCCAGGAUGGAGGUUCAUGCAGCGACAGCAGUGGGAACAGCGGGCCAGGGUCCCGGCUACCCAGCUUCACGCUGCAGGGGAAGGCCAGCUUCCCGGAGAUGUUCCAGACGGGCCACCUGCUGUUCUACGAGCGCUUCGCCGCCUACCAGGACUACAUUCUCGCCGACUGCAAGGCCUCUGAGGUGAGAGAGUUCACUGCCGAGUUCCUGGAGAAGGUCCUCGAGCCAUCCGGGUGGCGGGCAGUCUGGCACACGAGCGUGUUCGAGGUGCUGGUGGAGGUCACGGACGUGGACUUCGCGGCCCUGAAGGCCGUGGUGCGGCUGGCGGAGCCCUGCCUCUGCGAGUCCCCCCUGAGCACCUUCACCCCGGAGUGCGUGCAGGAGCUGCUGGACCUGAAGGCGUGGCGGCUGCCCCUGCAGGAGCUCUGGGUGGUGUUUGACGGCUCCGGCGCGCUCGACCAGACCGCUCUCGCCAUUGAGCACGUCAGGUUUUUCUACCAGCACAUCUGGAGGAGCUGGGAUGAAGAGGAGGAGGAUGAGUACGACUAUUUCGUCAGAUGUGUUGAGCCGAGACUGAGACUGCACUAUGACAUCCUCGAGGACCGCGUGCCUUCGGGGCUGGUCGCCGACUACCGCAGCCUGCUGUCCCAGUGCGAGGAGGUCUACGGGAACUUCCUGAGCCUGCGCAGCAGCCUGUCGGCCUGUGACUCGGACAGCGAGCAGGGGAACCUGUCCAUGGUGGAGGGGCUGAAGCUGUACUCGGAGAUGGAGCAGCUGAAGCAGAAGCUGAAGCUCAUCGAGAACCCCCUGCUGAGGUACGUGUUCGGGUAUCAGAAGAAUUCUAACAUCCAAGCCAAGGGCGCCCGACCCCAUGGCCAGAAGGUCACCCACGUGGUGGCGUCCACCCUAACGGCAGGGCUGCUGGGGUCCCUGCUCCGGGACAGGCUGUGUCGCGAGCCUUGCGAGGAGGAGGCGGAAGUCCAGUUCCACAGGGACCUGCUGUCGGCCGUUGGCGCCUGCUACGAAGGCGACACCGUCAUUGUCUGCCCCGGCCGUUACGUGGUGCACGGCCCCUUCGCCCUCGCGGACUCCAUUGAGCUGGAGGGGUUUGGCCUCCCGGACGACAUCGUGAUAGAGCAGAGGGGCAAGGGUGACACGUUUGUGGACUGUACGGGCGCCGACGUCAAAAUCUCAAACAUCAAGUUCGUGCAGCACGAUGCGGUGGAGGGGAUCUUAGUCAUCCACCGGGGCAGGACCGCCGUGGAGAACUGUGUGCUGCAGUGCGAGACGACCGGCGUCACCGUGCGCACCUCCGCGGAGUUCCUGAUGAAGGCCUCGGACCUGUACGGGGCCAAGGGAGCGGGUGUGGAGAUCUACCCCGGGAGCACGUGCACGCUGAGUGACAGCGGGAUCCACCACUGCAAGGAGGGCAUCCUCAUCAAGGACUUCUUGGACGAGCAUUACGACCUUCCCAGGAUAUCCAUGGUGAACAACAUCGUCCACAACAACGAAGGCUACGGCGUCGUGCUGGUGAAGCCCACCAUCUUCUCCGACCUGCAGGAGAGCGCCCCCGGUGGGGCCGGAGAAAAUAAAGCCCUGAAGUCCCAGACCAGUGGAGAGGCAGACGCAGCCGAAAGAGUGGACCUGGAGGAGCUGAUUGAGUGCGCGGCCGGGAGGGCGGGGCUCGGCGCCAGGCCCGGCCUCUCGGAGCAGGUGGAAGGCAACUGCGAGAUCGUCAGCGAGCUGGUGGCCGCCUCCACCCAGAAGGGCCAGAUGAAGAAGAAGAGGCUGAGCGAGCUGGGGAUCACGCGGGCGGACGACAACCUGAUGGCGCAGGAGAUGUUCGUGCGCAUCGUGGGGAACCAGUUCAGGUGGAACGGGAAGGGCAGCUUCGGCACAUUCCUGUUCUGACCUGGUGCUCAGAUGGGGGGUGCGGAGCUCGGCACCCACGCCCGAGACACUCCACUGCCGUGCCGGCCCGCCUCCUGUCCACGCCGGCCUGUUCGACCGAUUCGAGCGACGUGUGGGCUCCCGGCUGCAGGCGCACGGAGAACGUUCUGUCUGGGUGAGAGGUGGUCAAUUCAUGUAAAACAGAAAGUACCGCAGACUUCCUCCCUAGAAAGGCUCACACGGUUCUCUGACGUCGGGCCCACUGGGAACUUCCCAGUGAUGACACAGCCUGGUGACCCAGCACUUCCCAGAGCGGGAGGGCGUCUGGGAGCGCUGGACACAGCACAGGGUCCCAGUCCGGUCCCACGCACAGGCUUCCAAGGCUCCGAGCCUGAGCCUGACGCCCUUGCGUCUGGGUGUGGGGCGCUGCCUGCUUCACAGCCUCUGCAGGGGGGUGGCCCUCGCGAUCUGCAUCGCCAUGGGAACAGGAGGUGGUGGAGCAGUUUGCAGCGGAGGCGCGGCCUGCCACCUGGGGCCAGGGCGUCCGUGGGCACUGCUGCUGGGGGCGCUGGGUAACCCGAAGCUGCUGCCUCACACCAGGGGCUCUGACCUGGCCUCUGCAGACGGCACCCAGUGCGAGCCACGCCGGCGCCGUGCUUGUGGCACCACCCGCCUUUUAAAAAUAUUUAUAUUAAAAGAUACUAUAUGUGACAUUAAUAUGCCUACUGAUUAAGUUUACACUGAUGAACUAACAAGUUGAAUCUUGGUGUGUUUUUCCUAACGCGUUACGGGCCAGAGUGACCCUUCGAA